AUGUACAAUGUUCUUAAAGAUUUGAAGCAAGAACUUCAGGUUUGGCAGAAGGCCAUUCACGAGACACCGGACAACGAAAAGCAAGAGAAAGCCGUUGUAGACGAAAACGAAAAAUCGGAUCCGACGAAAUCGCCGCUGGCCUACCCUGCCAGCAAUAACAACAACAAACUGCCCUCCAGCGUGCCCCUCAAACCAUUGGCAGUGACCGACACGGGAAUCACUCAGGCAGCCCGGCAUUUCGCCUUGAACAUUGUUGGAGAUUUGCUUCGACGAGUUGGGCCCGAAACGUCCCCUCCCACAUUGCCGUUAGCUAUCGCUCUUGUUUGCUAUAAAAUCGCGAACGAAUCAGUAUUAAAGCAUCAGUUAUCUAGCUGUUUCAAACAAGUCACCUACUCCUCCAAAAUGAAGUUCUUCGUCCUCAUUGCCCUCUUUACUGUUGCUGCUGCCAAUUCCUAUGAUGCUCCUAAAUACGAGGCUCCUAAAUACGAAACCCCAAAGUACGAGGCUCCUAAAUACGAAACCCCAAAGUACGAGGCUCCUAAAUACGAAGCCCCAAAGUACGAGGCCCCUAAAUACGAAACCCCAAAGUAUGAGGCUCCUAAAUACGAAGCUCCUAAAUACGAGGCUCCCAAAUACGAGGCCCCAAAGUAUGAGGCCCCUAAAUACGAAGCUCCCAAAUACGAGGCCCCUAAAUACGAAACCCCAAAGUACGAGGCUCCUAAAUACGAAGCCCCAAAGUACGAGGCCCCUAAAUACGAGGCUCCCAAAUACGAGGCCCCUAAAUACGAAGAAGUCACAUACGCCGCUCAACCCUACAGCUUCGGAUACGAUGUCCAGGAUAAAGAAUCUUACAAUGACUUUGAGCACAACGAAAAAUCUGACUACAACGUUGUCACCGGAUCUUACCGCGUUGUUCUCCCCGACAGCCGCAUCCAGAUCGUCACCUACAAGGCUGACGCCAACGGAUACACCGCUGAUGUGAAAUACGAAGGUGAAGCCAAGUACCCGGAAUACGUGGAGCCCCAAUCCAAAGCUUCUGCUUCCUACGCCGCUCCUGCCUACCAGGCUCCCGAAUACCAGAAACCGGCUUACGUCGCUCCCGCCUAUACUACUCCAGCCUAUACUACACCUGCCUAUACUACCCCUGCCUAUACUACCCCUGCCUAUACUACCCCUGCCUACAAAGAGCCAGAGUACACUACUCCAGCCUACACUACUCCAUCCUACAGCACUCCAUCCUACAGCACUAAGGUCUACAAAACUCCAGCGUACAAAACUCCCACUGCCUCCCCUAAAUACUAAUUUCCAACAAUACCAUUGUCUUAAUUCUGGGAUUAUUAUUUAAAAAAUAAACUCGUCAAACAAUUUCA
Messenger RNA from Daphnia pulicaria, 1370 nucleotides. Its product is annotated as adhesive plaque matrix protein-like. The record is from RefSeq and is a predicted model, not a curated record. NCBI's taxonomy places the organism in Eukaryota, Metazoa, Arthropoda, Branchiopoda, Diplostraca, Daphniidae. Gene Ontology annotation, cellular component: extracellular matrix. The transcript is spliced from 7 exons. The coding region runs from base 1 to 1302 and encodes 433 amino acids.